Messenger RNA from Bicyclus anynana (squinting bush brown), 3454 nucleotides. It is a transcript of the gene dimm, whose product is annotated as protein dimmed. The transcript is spliced from 5 exons. Bases 216 to 845 code for a protein of 209 amino acids. Gene Ontology annotation, molecular function: protein dimerization activity. NCBI's taxonomy places the organism in Eukaryota, Metazoa, Arthropoda, Insecta, Lepidoptera, Nymphalidae. The record is from RefSeq and is a predicted model, not a curated record.
CGACUCACGGCUCCAUCACUCCAAUACGAGUCGAAAGGCCGCCGUGAAUGCCUGUGCCGCGCCGUGCUAAACUAAACCGACACGUUUACGAAUCACGCCGCGCACGAUUACGCGAAAACUAUCACUUUCGCUACCGUACAAUCCUGUUUGGAACAUGAUAACGCAGUGAAUAACUUUGUGCACUUCCUGGGACCACGGCAUCGCAAGGUGUCACCAUGCCUCAGUGGGCCAGCGCUGAAGGCGGCGGUUCAGAAGCGACGUCACCUGACCAAAUGAUGCUGUACUAUGAAGAGGACGCCACCGAGUACUACAACAAAAAACAAGAAGAAUCAGAAGUUAAAAUAGAGCAAGCUGGUGAUUUCUAUGACAGUGGCAGUGGUAGCGAUGAACAAAUUCCGCGUCGCGUGUGUCGGCCGCGACGGACUCCCGCCAGCUCGUCGUCCUCCGGCACGACGAGCUCCAGCGGGCCGGGGCGACGUCGCCGCUGCGGAAUAUCCGCACGGGAGCGCAAUCUCCGCAGACUGGAGAGCAACGAACGGGAACGCAUGCGGAUGCACUCACUGAACCGUGCGUUCGAGGAUCUACGUCGUGUUAUUCCUCACGUUAAAAAGGACAACCGAAGUCUAUCGAAGAUAGAAACACUAACGCUUGCCAAAAACUAUGUGAAAGCACUCACCAAUGCCAUAUGCACGAUGAGGGGAGAGGGUCCUCGUUACCAAUUCAAUAGUGAAGAUGAAAAUGUAGAACCGGUUUUCGUUCUAAGCCGGGAUCAAGAACAGAACAACAACUUGCCAGAUGACCGCGACAAUGAAGAUCCAUCACCAUUGCCACAGGAGUGCCUUUGACGCCACCAUGACUAAACACCGGGUUAUAUAUUGUCAAACACGAGCAUGUUUCCCAUAAAGCUUUACACUCAUCAUUGCGGUUUCAAUGGGAGCAAAGCCUCGCCAAUUAAAUUAGGUUUAAACAUUAUGAGAACUCCGUUGCAACUCGCAGAUGUGUGUAAAGCUUAAUGAAUUGAUUCAAAUAUUUAUAGAUCCAACAUGAAGUAUUUACUAAAAAUGUGAGACCACACCUCUGCGACCGACUCGCCAUCCAACGGGAAGACAGAUUGAUGUGGACUUUGAAAGCCAUCUAGAAAAAUGUUCGAUCUAUAUUUCAUUUGUCUCAAUCCAUGCUUGUCUUGUUAGACCUACGACUACUGGCAUUGUAUGGACAUCGAGACCAAGAACAAACAUGCUAUUUUACCUAGUCGUAGAUGUAUUUUUAUGAUGAUUAUUUAUAACUUUGAAAUACCUACUAAGAUGCUACAUGUACUUAAUACCGAGAAAAACGAUUGCGACGAAACAGGCUUGGAAAACUGGAAAUCACCUCUAUAUUGGGGUAUUCAAUAAAUAUAUUACACCGUUAGUUAAUUAGUCUUUUUCAGUUGGUUAAGUACCUAAACUAUUUUGCACAAUUAAAUACGAUAGCAAAAAGUGUGAUUUGAAUUGAAAUAAAAGCACAAGAAUAAAUCUUCAAUUCAAAAUAAAAAAAUUUUGUUCCAACUUUUUUGAGGAAAUUUGUAAUUACCUAAUUACAAAUUAAUGUUACACCUUGACGUUACCACACCUUUCCUAUGAGGAUCUUUCAGGACCGUCCGAUUUACGACAAAAAAACAUCGAAUUCUUAUUGUCAAUAUUGGAUCGUAGAGGUGUGGUAGCAACUUUUCAGAUUUACUUACGCGUAUUCUACUUAAGUAGAAUUAAAAGAUGUUUAUUUACUUAUUUAGCUAUAGUUUUUGUAGACAUUUGAUUAAGUAUCAGAAGUACAAAACUAUGCGUACCUACGCAUAUGACAUAUUAAGUACUCUGUUAAAAUAAUAACUCAGAAAUAAGUAACUACUGGUAAGUGUUUGUGUUCCUACAAUUUAAAAAAAUGCAUUUUCAAACUUUCCGAUCUCAAAUUCUCAACUAAAUUCAAAGAGAUCGGUACAUCUAUCUAUAUAAUAUAAGUAUAUCAACUCAAUAGAUUUCUGAUAACAAUUCAAUUAUUGAAAUUGGAAAUAUUAUAUUAAUUGUAAGUAAUAUCUCCCAAGCUGGUGCCAAUUAAGUCAAUAAGUAUUCCAACUAACGUGAGAGUUAACGCUUACAAUAUCAUACUCGUAUAUUCAUACUAUCUAAAUAUCUAGUUGUUUUCGCUGACUUGAUCGCUUUUAGAAAGCCACUGAGCAGAGAGCACGUUUGACAUUCAGUACAAGAACGUCGCCAAGUAACGUCGGACAACACCUGCUCUUGAUUUAUACCAACAAACAUAUUUUUUUAUACAAUCAAGAAACAAAAAAUCCACUUCCAUUCCAAUCGGAAGUCGGUUAAAAAUAAUAUAACUUACGUUACAUCACAGAAAAUUAUGAAGUUACGUUAAAAAGGUUUAGCACACCCGCCUUUAAAGUUACGUUGACAUGCAACAUUUUAGAGCGAGCCUGCCAAUAGUUAGUUUUUAACUUUUCGUGUUAGUUGGAUAUUUGUAGGUAUUAAAGUCAAUAUAUUAUAUUACUUUAAAGUCAAUUUGUUUGAAAGGGGUAAUUAAUAAUUAUGUAUCUACUUAACAUUUAUUUAGCUUUGCCGCUCAUUUAUAGUGUUCCAAUGUAGAAUGAGUAAUGGGCAGAUAAGUAAAUAGGUGUUAUAUAAAAUACGAGAAUAAAUAGGGAGGUCAAUUAUGAAUGAGCCAAAGCCCAUCGAUCUAAAUUCUCCUCCUUCUAUGUUUACCAAGUUUUAGAAAUAUUGGCACUUAAUUUUUUGUAGAUAGACAUUUUCUUUUUCUUUUUUCCCCUACUUAAACUUGGCUUAUCUAUAAACAUCUUUGAACUCUGUUCCUACCUACUUAACGUUUAUCAAAUAUUGAAAUAUUUUUGUAUUUUUUUCAACUAAGAAGGAGCAUAUAUUGCAAUUUGUACAAAAUUUCAUGUAGAUACUUCAUUAUAAAGUGACUAUACCGGCAUAGUGUCUUAACUAUUUACAAGACACCUUUCUAUGUAUGUAGGUACAUACGAUAUGAUUUUGUGAAUUAUUUAAGUAAGUAAUUAAAGUAAUCUCAGUUGAAAGUUACCGAUGAAUAUAGUUAUUGAUAAGUUCAAAUAUAUUUUUAAACAUGUAAUGCAAUUGCAUUUUUUGUUAAAUUUUAUAACUUCGCGCCAAACUUUUAGUCCGCUCUUUAUUAUGGCCUACUUCGGACUACUUAAGUAUUUUAGUCGCGUAGGAACAAUUUUUAGAUUUAUUGCCCAAAAAACCCCUCAGGGCAUACUAGAAAUUUGGCGAAGUUUUGUACCUAUUUAAAGACAAAAAAAUAAUAUAUUAUAGACAUUUGUGAUUUAGAUUUAUAUACGAUCUUGAUAAACCCUAUUCUUUAUAUGAUAAGGACGACUCGGCGAUAUAAUGAUGAAUUAUUAUUAUAUUAAAAUUUAUAUGCAGAAAUA